Trifolium pratense (red clover) is the source of this 1813-nucleotide messenger RNA. RefSeq lists its product as uncharacterized. Bases 92 to 1813 code for a protein of 573 amino acids. The transcript has 2 exons. The record is from RefSeq and is a predicted model, not a curated record. Lineage: Eukaryota; Viridiplantae; Streptophyta; Magnoliopsida; Fabales; Fabaceae. Gene Ontology annotation, molecular function: nucleic acid binding.
UUGUGGCGCCAUGUUUAAAAAAUUUCAUUGAUUUAAAACAAACAAGCCUAUAAAUUGCAAAUAGGACUGCAUUAUAUGAAACUCAACAAACAUGCCUUUAGAAAUUGAUUUAAACAUGCCUUUAGAUAUUGAUUUAAAUAUCCCUUUCAAUGAUUUUGAAGUUGUUGACAAUACAAUAACAAUUGCUUCUGAAGUUAUUCACAAUACAGUACCAAAUGCUUCUGAAAUUAAUCAAAACAUAGCAGAUGGUACAACAAUCGUAGAAGCCCAAUAUGAUCCAAAUAGUGAAGGAGGAGACAUGGGAAACUUGGAGACAGAGAUGAGUGAUGAAGAUACUACAAUUUCAGAAGCUGAACAUGAUCCAAAUGAUGAAGGGGUUGAAGAGGAAUAUACUGAGACAAUAACCACAGAAGGACAAUCUAAAAAAAAACGUGUAUUCUUGAGCAAUAUCAACCGAGAUGCCAUUUCUCAGGUACUGAUAAAUGAGAGUCAUAAUGGUAAGCUGAUACGCGGGACUGUCGCAAGGUUGGCUUUAUAUUAUUCGGUCUCUCAAAAUGUGAUUUAUCGGAUUUGGAUGCAAAUGCGUCAAAGCGGCGAUGCUCUUCAUAAAAAAACAAAAAAUGUUGGUCGCAAAAGAAUUGAGAUAGAUAUUGAAAAGGUGCGUGAUGUUGAGUUAAAUAAGCGCGGUACUUAUAGAUCUCUAGGACGUGCCUUAAAUGUUAACAAAAAUAGGUUGUUGCAGUUGAAAAAAGAAGGGAUUUUGCGUCGGCAUUCAAGUCCCUUAAAACCAUAUUUGAAGGACGAUAAUAAGAUAAGCCGUCUUAGGUUUUGUUUGUCCAUGCUUGAUGAAAAUACCAUUCUUCAUGAUCCACAAUUUAAGUCAAUGUAUAAUGUUAUUCAUAUAGAUGAAAAAUGGUUUAAUAUGACCCAAAAAAACAAGAAAUAUUAUCUUUUAGCAAAUGAGGAUGAUCCAUACCGUACGUGCAAAAACAAAAACUACAUUACUAAGGUUAUGUUUUUAGUUGCUAUGGCAAGACCUAGGUUUGAUGAUGAUAAUAAUGAGACGUUUUCAGGAAAAAUUGGCAUGUGGCCUCUAGUUGUUGAAGAGCCUGCAAUAAGGUCAAGUGUGAAUAGACCAGCUGGGACACUUGUUACAAAACCAAUAACUUCUAUAACUAAAGAAGUUAGUCGGAACUUUCUCAUAAACAAGAUUUUACCGGCGAUUAAAGAAAAAUGGCCGCGUGAUAGUAUACGGGAAACAAUUUACAUACAACAAGAUAAUGCACCGUGUCAUGUACCUAUAAAUGACCCACUAUUUUGUAGAGCAGCUGCUGAAGGUGGCUUUGACAUUCGUUUAAUAUGUCAACCGCCUAACUCUCCUGAUUUAAAUGUUUUAGACUUGGGGUUGUUUAGUGCUAUUCAAUCAUUGCAACAGACGGAAGUGGCUAGAUCAGUGAAUGAGCUUAUUCAGGUUGUGCAACAAGCCUUUGAUAAUUAUUCAAGUAUAGAUUCUAACAAAGUUUUUCUCACACUCCAAGCGUCUAUGAUUGUGAUAAUGAAGAUCAAAGGAUCUAAUCAGUACAAAACUCCCCAUAUGAAGAAAGAUGUGCUGAUAAAUCAAGGCAAACUGCCCUGUCACCUAAAAUGUGAUUUGGAAUUAGUUCAACAAACUUGUGCUUAUUUAGACAAUGUUGGUCAAGGUAUUAAAUCAUUAGUAUUCCCUGUUUGCAUUUGUCUUGCUGCAAAUUUAUGGAGUAUUCUAAUCUUGUCUUCUUAUUUGUGUUGUUGCAAAGGUAUCAACCCAUCUGUAUGA